Messenger RNA from Amoebophrya sp. A25, 271 nucleotides. The record is from the annotation of a GenBank genome assembly. Lineage: Eukaryota; Dinophyceae; Syndiniales; Amoebophryaceae.
AAAAGAUCAUCUGCAUCUGCAAUAAAUCGAAUUAUGGCAUCAGCGGGAUCGGUCGAGAGGAUCAUUAGGAAAAAGAUGGCGUCGCUUUUAGACGCGGCACGGGGACAGGAGAAACGCAGAUGGCCUUCGUGGGCAGCGCUUCGAACGCCGAGCGUUUCAGAAGUCUCUUUUGAUGUUGUCAACAAGAUAGGCGCGCGCUUCUCAACUCGCGGCACAAAACCGCCCCAUAAGCAGAAGCUUAGCAAAGAAUGCGAUCUUACGGGUAGUGAAG